UAUUAAUUUUUGGCAACGUGCUAUACAUGAAUUAUGCCUUUUUCUUCUUGAAAAGAUUCAAUAAAUCGUCAUGUCAGUGUCGAAGAGGGAAGAAGCUCCCGAAGUCUUCAGGGAGGCUAUUCUUUAUCGUGAAUGGGGCUAUCGACUGGCCAGUCUGGGCAGAUACCCCUUGGCCAUAGAUUAUUUCGAGAAGGCAUCUAAAUCGGUCGAGGACCUCAGAACGUUAAUCGGUCUCUGUAGAACGCUCAUCAAACACACGAGAUACGUUGCCGCGGAAAAACUGUCGGAGAAAUGUAUGAAAAUAGAUCCCGGUCAUUACAAAGCGCGGCAGAUGCGGAUGGAGGCGCUUUUCCAGAUCGGUGAGUUCGGUUCCAGCCUGGCUCACGCCUACGAAGGCAUGCGACGGCACGGGAUGACCUUUGAGCACGGUGUCUAUCAGACGAACGAGACUGUUGAAGAUUGUAUCGGCCUGAAUACGUCUCCUAUGGCACUCCUGCUGCUAUAUCCGUGGAUACAACGGUUGUGCGAGCACCGUGAGCUUCUGAUCGGCAAGCUCGAGGUAGAGGAAGACGAGUUCGAAGGUAUCGAUGAGGAUAAGGCAAGAUUUAAAGUAAACGAUCCGGAAGUGCAACGUCAAGCGCAGAUGAAAAGACUGCAACGCGUCAUAGCGAAAUUGGAUAUGGGUGGCUUGACGACCGAUAAGGAUUUUCUCGAGGAGAUUGUGAACCGUCCGGAAAUCGUGGUUUCACCUAGUAAGAUCUCGACUGCCGAGCUGCUCGCUCUCGCGAGUACGUGCCAUCGAAACGCGAUGAACCUGCAGGAGCUUCUCCGAAUGAGACGACCGCUUUACAUUCUGCUCUUCCAGCGACGGAAGAUUUCGAAAGGAUGCAAAAUGAUGAUUGAACGCGAGCGAAAAUUGCGCAGGAACAUCAUCGUCUUAGAAGCGGAUUUUCUGUUGCACCGCGUGCACGUCGCGAAGAUCACCAAGGAUUACCCUACCUUUUUCAAGUCAGUAGUGACAUCUGAAUCAUUCAAUGAAUUGUCGAUAUAUUAUAUAUGCAAUAUUUCGAAUGUUCCUUCGUUGAAACCGAAAUACAAUAUUUGUCGAAUUUUAUAUUUUUAGAAUAUUCACGAAAGGUAAAAUGUCAUAAAACUUUGUAAUACAGUUUAGAAAAUUUAGUCUUACUUUUUACAUCAGACUCAUAAAUCGUAUCAAGAAUAAAUUUGACUCGUACUCGGACAAGAUGUUUCCGCUAAAGCAAAAGUGCCUAGACGCGCUGUGUAAAAUGGUGGCAUGGGUAUACAUCGACAUGCGUAAUUUGAUGUGUCUGGACAACGAGAAAUUGAAAACGAGAUAUUUAAAACAUCACUUGGGAAUACGAGUUGUGACAUUGCCACGAGACAGCGAUCUCGCGUGGAUGUCGACUGUGAAUCCGAAGGAGACGCUGAAGAUGUUUCGUAGGUAUAUAAUUUAUUCAUAAGCAACUCCUUUUUGAGCAGGAUAUAUUAGA
Messenger RNA from Formica exsecta, 1511 nucleotides. RefSeq lists its product as uncharacterized. The coding region runs from base 71 to 1123 and encodes 350 amino acids. Gene Ontology annotation, molecular function: protein binding. Lineage: Eukaryota; Metazoa; Arthropoda; Insecta; Hymenoptera; Formicidae. The transcript is spliced from 3 exons. The record is from RefSeq and is a predicted model, not a curated record.